CCUUCAUACGGUAGGAACGCACCGAAAGGGAAUCAGAUGAUGGGGCGGGUGCAAGUUGGCUUUUGGUUCUGACACCGCGAAGACGUGAUUUGUAGCCGGUUUUUUUCCUCUCCUCUGGACAAGGUUCUAGAACUAUUACUGGAUUCAUACUUUUCUCCAUACGCCAACCUCGACCAUCAGUCAAUCCUUACCCCUUAGACAAAGUGAUACGUUUUGUUUGAAUUGUUUUCUCCGUUGGAAAGUUUGUGCUUACUGCUUACCUUCACUCCGAGUCUCUUGUGAGUCAUUUUCACCUCAAGGUCGUCAACGUUUUUUCAUAUUUUGAGCUACCCAAAGGGGAUGAGUACUUCCUAGUGAGUGAAUCCUACGAAUUCGAUUCCAUUCAGCGUCCAGACACCAAGACUACUUUUGUCAUGGAUAAGGAGGACACUAUAAGUGCCAACAGUGUACCGGGUUCGAGCAGCACUGCGUCCACAGAAGAGGCUCACCAUAAAGGCCACGAUAACCCCGGAUUUGAGCACAGUCCCGGGAAGGACACACCCAGCAUCACGCCCUCUCCUCCUCCGGCACAUGAAGCUGUCAAUUUGGAGUUGGUAGAGCUCACACCGCCCAAUAAACGAAUGAAUGAGGUGGAUGGACGGCACAAGAAGGCCGGAUUACCGGACGAUCAUUUCAUUGCCGUGAAUGAACACAAGAAGGGAAUCAGAGGAGAGAAGCUAUAUGUGACCAAAGAUCAACGAGGAAAUGAGAAUAGUGCCACUAAUCGCAAACGUUUGUGUAUUGGCCUCAUCCUUGCAGUGCUCCUUGGCGCUGUCAUAAUUGCAAUUUUAGUGGGCGCUGGCGUGAUUGAUCCGUACCCUGACUCGCAAGAACUCAAAGAAAAAGAUAUUCCACAGAAUGGACCUCGAGUUGGCGGUGUCAUUGAUCCAGAUGCAGGAGGCGAUCCUAAUGACAUAUUCGGCAAACCAGCAGCCACUCCCCCGGCCAAACCAGACUCAUCUCCCAAUGCCUUGGAAGGCGAAUUGAGGCUGACCAAUCUGUCAUGGGACGAACAAUUGGCUGACAAAGACUCGGACAUGUAUAAAGAACUGGUCGCCAAAUUGGAACAAGAGCUCAAAGACUCUUUGGCAGGAUCCAACUCAGAUUUGAACAUCAAUAUCGUGGGCCUUCAACAAGGGAGCGUUAUCAUACAAUACAGAAUCAGCGCACCCAACGGAGGAGCCACCUCAGAGAUUGACCCUGAGGGAUUGAAGAACAAACUAUCGGACAUUCAGAGAGAAUCGAGAUUCUCUGAUUUGUACGAAAUCGACCCAGAAUCAAUCACUUUGAAUUAUUUGCAAAAUGAGUGUCAAACCUUGGAUUGCUCCCAUGCUUGUUACUACAACUAUGGCGCCAAUCAGUUCGAAUGUUCUUGUCCUGAGGGAAUGACUCUUGGCCAAAACCAGCGGUCUUGUGAAGAAAAUGGAACAAGGAAGGAAACUGACAUUUUGCCCGGCCAACUCUUUGAAACCACGACCACUACCUCCACAAAUGCCACAACAACCCAUACUGAAGAUCUCACCACUUCUUUUGAAACCAUUCAAGAACCCGAAUCUGAAUCGGAAGGAAUCAAUUCGACAACAGAAGGAUCCGAGGUUGUGGGCGAGGCUGAGGCCGAGGCUGAAGCUGAAGGCACUUAUCCUACCACUGAAGAAUAUGAACCAAUGGCUGAAGGCACCCUCUCCACCACGAAUGAAGCCAAACCUGAAACUGAAGGCACGGUAUACCCCGUAACUGGAGAACCAGAAAUCGAAGUCGAGGUUAAUCAAGUAACAACCGAGGAAUCCGAAAUCCAAACUGGGAUCUCACAUUCUGUCACAGACGAGCCUGAGGCUGAAGGUACUUCUUAUUCCAUUGCUAAAGACUCAGAGGCUGUGGAUGCUAUUGGCCAAACAACAACCGAUGAACCCGUGCCUGAGGAGGUCGACUUGGCGGGCAAACAUACAACUACGGAAGAAACUCUCACGGUUGGGAAGGUUGAAGAUGAGGAGGCCUGGCCUGAGAUCAUUAUUGGUGCUGAUGAAACCACCACUACAGAGCCAGAGAUCCUCUCGAGCACAACAAGCAGUAUAAUUCCCAAUGGUGAUGAAGCCGAGGAAAGCUUGGAGGUCGUCACAGGCUUCCCGGAGUCUGAAGAAGGUGUGUCUUCAAUUGGUACUACUGCAAAGCAUUUAGAAAUUGUCCAAACUCCCACCUCAAAACCAGUGGAGGAGGCAAUGGUUUUAAAUCUCACUCUCUCAUCUGAGACAGACACAACCACCCAAAACGUGCUUGAAGAGAACGAUGAGAGUGCCACUACUCCCAAGAAUCCAACAACUAUUGACAUUGUAAUGCCUGUAUUUGGAGAUGGUAAGAAUAUUUCUCAGGAAAUGGAGGACAAGGUGCACCAUGUUGUGGCAAAUGUCCUUUCGGAAAUGACUUGGACCACAGAAGAACCCGAGCUGGAUGAGACCACCUCAACUCAAACCAUUGAACUUCUGGAGAACUCCGAAACGAUUCUUGGAAGGCAUGCCACUAACAUGGCUGAGACCUCGACCCCUCUUGAAACAGACACCCUUCUGGGCACCACGACCAUGAGCAUGGAAACUGAAUCAACCACUACGGAUGAUGCAACCAUGGUGGCUUUGGAAAGAACCUUAGCUGCCGUGGUCGCCAAUGUGACAACACUUUUCGAGACAACACAACAAACAAUGCUUGAGGGUGAAACAACUGAGACUGAGAAUAACAUUGACACACAAACUACUCAAACUGAGACUUUAACGACUAAACAGACCUAUGAUCACUUGCAUGAAACUGGCAGCAUGACUGAAGCCACUAUUCUCGUCACUGAGGAGAAUACAAGAGGCACCCCUUCAACGGAGAGUUCACUCGACUCGGCUUCAUCAACCACCAUGGAUGACACGCUCAUGACCUCAACGACACUCUCUUCUAUGACAACAGCUCCACUUCAGGAUACCACUACCAUCUCAGGGGCUAUGGGAAUGGUCGUCGAAGACGAACUGAAACAAUCCAUUACUGAAAUAACCAAUAUCAUUGCAGAGGAGUCAACUAUGACUUCAUCAACAGUCGGGGCCUCUUCAACCGCAUCAAACCUGACAUCAACACGAAACACUGAGGCCAUUCCAAGAAAUCUAGAACUCAACGAGACAGAUGAAAAUCGGAUCAGUGAGGAGGAGAAGCUACAGCUUCACAAGAUAACAGAUGACUUGGAAGGUUCCGGGGAUCUCGAGGAAGUCGAUACUUUCCCUGAUAUUGAGAAAGUUGCUGUUGAUACCGAAACUAUCCAAGAAACCACAACUGAUGCAUCCGAAUCAACCGAAACCCCAACCGAUACAUCAGAGUCAAUCGAGACGAUGGCUGUGGCAUCCGGGUCCGUAAGAACUACGACCGGUGCCUCUGAAUCGGUCGAGGCCAAGACUGUGGCAUUUGAGUCAAUAGAAACGACGACCAGGGUAUCUGGGCCCGUCGACAGUACGACGGGGGAAUCUGAACCAAUUGAUACCACGACCAGGGCAUCUGAACCAAUUGAUACCACGACCGGGGCUUCUGAAUUAGAACUAGACAUUACUACUGAGGUCUCUGAAUCAAUAGAAACCACAUUUGCGGAUGACUCGGUAGAAACCACCACUGGCUCCACUGUGAUUGCAAAAGGGUUGGACAUUGUUGAUUCCUGCGACGGUCAAUUCAAGUGCGAAGAUGAGUCGUGCAUUCCUCGUAGUGACGUAUGCAACAACAUCAAAGACUGUCCCAAUGGUUCGGACGAAGAAGCGUGUGGAUCCAAAACUACAUGUCUUGAUGAGGAGUUUGCGUGUUCAUCAGGUCGUUGUUUGCCCAAGUCCAUGAAAUGUGAUGGCCGGAGGGACUGCCCCAAUGGCGAGGAUGAGUUAAAGUGCAGACAGGAGUGCCCUGAGGAUUCUUUCCUCUGUCCAGAAGGUUUCUGCAUUUCCAAGUCAGUGACAUGCGAUGGAACUCCAGAUUGUUCUCAAGGCGAAGAUGAGAAGGAAUGCAGCUGUGGGAGUGACGAGUUCCGAUGCUCGUUCGGAGGAGGCUGCAUUAUGCAAUCCAAGCAAUGCGAUGGCGUGUUCGAUUGCGCUGAUAACUCAGAUGAAUGGAAUUGUUUGAACUUGGAUCAAAACAAUCUACUUUUGGUCAAAGGAAUGAACCAAACCUGGUCCUCGAUUUGUUCUUACGGAUGGGAUGAUAUUUUAAGUGAGGGUGCCUGUCUGCAAAUGGGCUUUGCUGAAAUGACCACUGCUUCAGAGGUGACCAAUAUCCCAGAGCAAGCUCCACUCUCGGUUAACACCACAUUUUUGUUUGAGAGCCCUCUGCAAGGUGCUUUGGUCGACGAUGACGAGGGUAAUUGUUCCAGCGUCGUUGCUUUGAACUGCAAAUCCCAAGAUUGUGGAAGUUGGACGAUCAAAGAGUCGGUGUUGAGUAGUCUCAAAGAGGGCCAGACCCCUGAGUCGAACUCUCCUUGGCCGAAUGUAGCUUACAUUUUCAAUGUCAAAGGCAAGAGCAGUUGCACUGGAUCCAUCCUUAGUCCCAAGUGGCUUCUGAUCUCUUAUAGCUGCAUCGCUCAAAAGGAUCUUGAUCCACUCCAAUGGGUGGCAUUCGGUGGUCCAGCUGGUGCCAAUGAAGACAGCCCCGAUGGCUUGACCGAUGGAACACAAAUCAAGAUGAUUGAAGCCAUCCACAAACAUCCCAGCUCUCAGUUCUCACAAGGGUUCCAAAGCAAUGACUUGGCCUUGGUCCAAUUGUUAGAACCUUUCAAUUUUACCGAUGGUCUUGUACAGAGCAUUUGCAUGUCUGAUAAACCCGUUGAGCCUGAACAAACUUGCGUCACUGCCGGGUGGUCUGACGCUGAGAAAGGAGGUUUGACUUUCCGUCAAUACAUGGAUUACAUGCCCAUGCCCAAUUACGACUUGAACAAGUGUAACACAACCGAACACUACAACGGCCUUUUGGGAACCGACGUGUUGUGCACUGGAACCAAAUCGAAAGAUUCAGGGUGCCGGGACGAUAUUGGGGCUCCCAUGAUGUGCAAUGAUUCGGAGGGUGUGUGGAAGUUAUAUGGCAUCCUCAACCACGAAGGUGUUUGCCGCAAUGUGCCACACCCAGAUGUGUACACCUCCAUCCCGGUACACAGGUCCUGGAUCGAUCAAGUCAUGGGCAGGCUCUAAACGAGGAGCACAUCUAUCCUAAUGCAAAUUAUGUGCUUGCCAAAUACUGGACCUGGGCAUUUUUUUCUCCUCGAAUGGCUGUGAUAAUCCUCUUCCUCCUCAUUCCCACUCUCCAAUCUGGAAAAAAAUGUGUGUAAAUGAACGAUGGUCAUUAAUCCUGAUUCGAACAAGAACCACGGUAUCAAAAAGCCCUACUUAUAGCUUCCAAGCCAACCAACCCAGUUCCAAAACAUUCGUUUACCAGGAAUGGGGACGAUAAUUCUCAAGAACCACCUGGAUGUUGUAUAAAACAAUAUAACGAACACACGUAGUUGUUUUGCAAUACUUUUGUACGUCAUGACUGUCUGGAUUGAAUGUGAAAUUCCGGAUGUUGAAUGAAUCAAUAUUCCACCUGAUUGGUAUUUGUAUGCUUGCUGAAAAUUUAAUAAAGAAUAGAAACUUACCAAA
Molecule: messenger RNA, 5666 nt
Organism: Tigriopus californicus
Lineage: Eukaryota; Metazoa; Arthropoda; Copepoda; Harpacticoida; Harpacticidae
Exons: 14
Coding region: 414-5219 (1601 amino acids)
Biological process (GO): proteolysis
Cellular component (GO): membrane
Molecular function (GO): serine-type endopeptidase activity; protein binding
Source: RefSeq, a predicted model, not a curated record